CUCAGUUGACAGAGCGUCACUGUGGAAGUUGUAGACGCUCACUUUGGAGAAAAGCUGCAGCAGUUUGACAUCCGUGAUGGCAGAGUAUGAAGUGAGUGAGGGUGUUAAUAUUAACUCUGAGUUGCCUAAGGAGAGUGGUUCAAACCUGAGUACAGAAAAUGAUUUGAGUGUUACCACUAGAGAUAGGCACCCUGUAACUGCCCGCAUGUCGCCAUUUAAACCUACUGUGCCCAUAGGAAAAAAUAUAGACCAUUUAGAUGGUUCAGUCACCAGGAAACUUAAUCUUGAUGAUGACCAGAGUAUUAAUAACAGCAGCACUUAUGAAAAUGGUUAUUUUAACGAUGUUACUGUGGAGAAAAGCAUUGAUGAAAAAACGAAAGAAGGUACCAGCAAUGAACCGGAGGUGCCUGAGACUGUUCCAGAAAUCUUGGUUCAAGAUAGGGAUGCUGAUGCAACGGAUACAGUAAGUAAUUCUCCUGAUCCAAUUGAUCAAGUGGCUGAACAGGAUGAUCAAGUUGCUGAACAGGAGGGUCAAGUAGCUGACACAGCCGGACAAACAACAACUCAAACUAAUCAUGUAGAAACUGAACUAACUAACCAAAUUGGGCAAGAUCAAGUAGAUGGAGCUGAUUCAAGUGGAGAAAACGACGCUGUUGUGAGUUUCCCAAAAUUAGACCGUAAGAAGGACCACGCUGAAGUAAAACCUGAUCAGGAGACGUGUGAUCAGCAGAAGUUGGAGAUAGAGGCAGUCGCUCCUAGAAAGUUGAGAGCUAGGAAGACAGGUGUACCAUGCGGGUAUGGUAGUCGGAAAAUGAAGUAUUUGACUUUGAAAGGUGGCAACAGAAGGUCUCUGACUGUUUCUGAAUUGUUAGCCCAAAAAAGAAAAGCAGGAUUAGAAAAUGGCUUAGUUGUAAACGGUAGUCUUUCCGAUGGUGAUAAGCAUCGUGUUUCCAAGUGGAGGAAGACCCAAGGUUCACUGCAAGAAGAAAAUGAAAAGGUUGUCUUUGGUUUGAAUUUGAGACCGAGAAAAAGACCAGAAACUGAUACAGAUACGGAUAGUGUUGUCAGUGGUAGCAGUAGUGUAAGCAAUAGUAGAAGAAGGAGAAGAGGUGUGAAAGGUAUCGAACCUGAAAGGGCUGGAGGAGCCAUUCUUUCCCAUCUACUUGAUGGUUGUGGCCUUAAUGAUGGUAAAACUAAAAAAGCUGUACCAUCUGAAAGUGUUAAUAAAGUUAAACAUGAACCGCCUCUUUGUAGUUGUAAAAUGGCAUUCGGUGUUCAAUUUGAACCUGGCGUCAUGCCUGUCUGUCGAGCAGUUGAGUACUUAGAUGGCCAGCUCAAACUUUGCGAAGCUGCCGUAUCAGCGCUCAAACAAGUCCGGCCAUCAACUCGUGUGAAAUUUAUGGUGCUUUGUAAUGACCAUCUUUCAAAAAUGGCUCGACAUCAGUGUUGUCCUGGGUGUGGUGUAUUCUGUUCUUUGGGUUCUUUUACUAUCUGCACUGGGGAAGAUUCAGUACACCACCACUUCCACAGGAAAUGUAUUAGUGAAACUGACGGUACAUUAUACUGCCCACACUGUGGUGAUGACGCCCGUAAUGCCAAGGAUGUUCGAGUGGUGCCACAGGUUAUUUCCGUAUCAACAUUACCAGAUGCAGUCCCAGCUACUUCAUUACCCCUGACACCAGGCUCUGCUAGGUUGUCCACACCAAUUGUUGCCCCAGGCUUGGUAGGAAAUGAUUCCAUGCUUGCUUCCAAUGUGGAUCCAAAUGCUACAAAACCUGUUGGUAAACGGAAAAGACAAAGGUUUCACUCAACUCAUCGCAAUUUUUGUAGCCUCCAGUGCUGUAGUAAUAACAGUAGUAUUAAUAGUAGCGUUCUUAAUGCUGAUCUCAUUCCUGCAAAUGAGCUUGCAAGUGAUAGUGUGCCCACUGACAGCAAUUCUUAUCAGUUGUCCAGUCCAAGUGAUAGUGAUAUUAGUCCUAGGAGUAAAGCUCGGAUGUCUGUUCCCCUGAGCUCUCCUGCUCAAGAAGACAAAAUAAAUACUCUUAUGCCACCUAAAAGAGCUGUUUUGCCAAAUGGUCAGAUUAUAUCUACUGAACAUUUUACCAGUGUGUCAUCUAGAGAAGUUUUGGAACAAGCUCUCAAAGUCUUAGAAGACGAAAAACCCAAGAAAUUGAGAUUCUUUCCUAAAAACUUAUAUAUGGCUUCAAAGCAUGGUGAACUGGAAAAGGUUCUGUAUAUGCUAGCGGAAGGUUUUGAUCCAAACUGCAAGUUUGUUGCUUUCAAUAAUUCCACAGCUUUACAUGGAGCCGCUAUGAACGGCCAUGUUGUCAUAUUAUCUGUAAUUCUACAAUCCGAUGGUAAUAUUGAUUCCAUUGAUGCUAAAAGUAGAACGCCGUUGAUGGAAGCUUGUGAGUUUAAUCAAAUGGAAUGUGUUCAGUAUCUAGUAAAGGCUGGUGCUAAUAUAAACGCCCGGGAAGAUGACGGUAUGAGCUGCCUUCAUUUAGCAGCAAAGGCCGGCCAUUUGGAAGUUGUAAAGUACAUUCAGCAAACACACUCCAUAGACAUCAAUAUACAGGAUGAUGGUGGCUGGACAGCGAUGAUCUGGGCAUCAGAAAAUCGACAUAAAUCAGUUGUGGAGUUUUUACUGGAACAUGGUUCAGACCCUCAUAUUAGAGAUAAUGAAGAAAAUAUCAGUCUUCAUUGGGCUGUGUACGGAGGAUGUGAAGAAAUAGCUGAGUUAUUUUUAAAUGCCAAAUGUAAUUUACAUUGUAUCAAUGUUCAUGGUGAUACACCUCUUCAUAUUGCUGCUAGAGAAAACCACUAUGUAUGUGUCGAGUUGCUUUUAUCAAGAGGAGCAGAUAUCAAUGCUAAGAACAAAGAAGGAGAAACACCUCUUGACUGUUGUCAACCGAACUCAAAAACUUGGACCUCCUUACAAGUAAACAUGAGAAUGAAACAAGCAGCAGCAAAUAGAAAAAAACGCACAGAAAAAAUUUUACAUCGAGACAUUUCUCGUGGACGAGAAAACAUUCCAAUUCCCAUAGUGAAUGGCAUUGAUGACUGUCUACCUCCGGAUGAUUUCUUGUAUAUUACCCAGUGUUGUGAGACGGCACCACUUAGUAUUGAUAUGAAUAUACGCCAUGUUCAGGGAUGUCGAUGUCAAGAUGAUUGUCUAACUCUAGGAUGUAUAUGUGCUAUUAGUAGCGUGCAAUGCUGGUAUGAAAAGGAUGGAAGAUUAACAAAAGAUUUUAAUGCAUUAGAACCGCCAUUGUUGUUUGAGUGUAACAGAGCUUGUGGUUGCUGGAACACUUGUAAUAAUCGUGUUAUACAAAAUGGCAGUCGCUGUCAUCUACAAUUGUAUCGAACUAACAGAAUGGGAUGGGGCUUGCGUACAAUUAAAGAUGUACCUCAGGGAACCUUUGUCUGCGAAUAUAUAGGAGAAAUUAUAUCUGAUGAAGAGGCUGACAGAAGACAAGAUGAUUCUUAUUUGUUUGACUUAGAAAACAGGGAGGGAGAAAUUUUUUGUUUAGAUGCUCGUCACUAUGGUAACAUAAGCCGGUUUAUCAACCAUUUAUGUGAUCCCAACCUGGUGCCCGUCCGGUUCUUUGUUGAUCACCAGGAUUUAAGAUUUCCAAGAAUAGCUUUCUUCACUUCUAGAGAUGUGAAAGCAUAUGAAGAGUUGGGAUUUGAUUAUGGUGAUAAGUUCUGGAGUGUCAAAGGGAAAUAUUUUUCAUGUCAAUGUGGAUCCGAAGCAUGUAAACACUCAAUAACGCUGUUCAAUAGCUGAUGAACUGGAAGAGUUGUUAUACAUUUCAACAAAUUAUGUCUGGAAUAAUAGAUGAAUUUUAAAUUUUGCAAUUUUGCAAUAUAUUGAGCAGUUUUUAACUCUUUGAAUGCCAUAGUCAAAUUUCGCUACCUUUUAAAAAAAAAUUGCCUGCAUAAUUUUUAAAAUGUUUUCUCAACAUUUUUAUCAAGAUCUUGAGCCAAUAAGAAAUGUUCAUUUGAUCUAAAGUUAACAGAUACUAGAAAAAAAGAGAAAAAU
Saccoglossus kowalevskii is the source of this 4042-nucleotide messenger RNA. RefSeq names its product histone-lysine N-methyltransferase EHMT1-like. Gene Ontology annotation, molecular function: histone H3K9 methyltransferase activity; p53 binding; zinc ion binding. Gene Ontology annotation, biological process: negative regulation of transcription by RNA polymerase II; peptidyl-lysine dimethylation. Lineage: Eukaryota; Metazoa; Hemichordata; Enteropneusta; Harrimaniidae. Gene Ontology annotation, cellular component: nucleus; chromatin. The record is from RefSeq and is a predicted model, not a curated record.